Oikopleura dioica is the source of this 408-nucleotide messenger RNA. NCBI's taxonomy places the organism in Eukaryota, Metazoa, Chordata, Appendicularia, Copelata, Oikopleuridae. The record is from the annotation of a GenBank genome assembly.
AUGCAGGCUCUUGAAGAGGAAGCAAAAAAAGAAUUCACUGGAUUGAAGCUUGAAGUAAAGUGCGUGACAUCUUUUUCCCCUGAAAAGUACAAUCUAUUUGGAAUUUUGCGACAGCACAAACUUGGCGACAAAAACUUUGUAGGCCAGGAACGGUUGGCGGAUAAUCACGAGAUACAAAUCGCAUUCAGUCAGUUUCGCUGGAAUUUGCAGGACACUGAGAUCCGAGAGUAUUUCCAUUCGCCGACAGGACUUGCAAAAGACCUGAAAGAUAAAACGAUCGUCGUCUACGUGGACUCUUAUUCUCCACCGACAAACGCUGAACGAAAGAAGCCAGACUCUGUCUACGAAAGCGUUCCGAAAAUCGAAGGAACCUACAACGGCCGAUUCGUACGAUGCAUCAACAUUUAA